Nematocida homosporus is the source of this 1167-nucleotide messenger RNA. RefSeq names its product actin beta/gamma 1. The record is from RefSeq and is a predicted model, not a curated record. The coding region runs from base 1 to 1167 and encodes 388 amino acids. The transcript has a single exon. Lineage: Eukaryota; Fungi; Microsporidia.
AUGGUCAAUGAACGAACUGGAUCUAAUGGAAGUACUUCCGAAGCAAAUAGUACCACUCGAGCCUCAAUUGUCGUAGAUAAUGGUAGCGGACAGUGUAAAGCAGGUUUUUCAGGUGAUGACGCUCCAAGAGCCGUCUUCCCAAGCAUUAUAGGUAAGCCAAGACACCAUGGAGUCAUGGUAGGUAUGGGACAGAAAGACUCCUACGUAGGAGACGAAGCCCAAACUCGCCGAGGAAUUUUAACCCUAAAAUACCCCAUUGAACACGGUAUAGUUAACGACUGGGACUCAAUGGAGAAAAUUUGGCAUCAUACCUUCUAUAACGAACUAAGAGUAGCCCCAGAAGAACAUCCCGUUCUAAUGACUGAAGCCCCACUUAACCCCAAACUCAACCGAGAAAAGAUGACCCAAAUUAUGUUUGAGACUUUUAACUGUCCUUCUUUCUACGUAGCUAUUCAAGCUGUUUUAUCUCUUUACUCCAGUGGUAGAACAACUGGUAUUGUUUUGGAUUCAGGUGAUGGUGUUACGCAUACAGUCCCUAUUUAUGAAGGGUACUCUUUGCCCCAUGCUAUCUCUAGAAUGGACUUAGCCGGUCGGGACUUAACUAACUACUUGAUGCGUAUUUUGACUGAGAAGGGAUACACCUUUACUACUACGGCUGAAAGAGAGAUUGUUAGGGACAUUAAGGAGUCUUUGUGUUACGUAGCUAGGAAUUUUGAUGAGGAGAUGGCUAAACCUUCUAGUGCUUUGGAAAAGUGUUAUGAACUACCUGAUGGUCAGUCUAUUACGAUUGGUAAUGAAAGGUUUAGGGCUCCUGAAGCUCUUUUCCAACCGGCUUUUAUUGGUCAGGAAACUGUUGGUAUUCAUGAGACUUGUUUUAAUUCGAUUAUGAAGUGUGAUGUGGAUAUUCGUAAGGAUCUUUACAGUAACAUUGUUCUUUCGGGUGGAACUACUUUAUACCAGGGGUUGUGCGAUCGAAUGCACGAUGAGAUUUCUCGUUUGGCUCCUUCUUCUAUGAAGAUUCGGGUGGUGGGUAAUCCAGAAAGGAAGUACAGUGUAUGGAUUGGUGGGUCUAUUUUAGCCUCCCUAGGCACCUUCCAGCAAAUGUGGGUGAGUAAGGCCGAGUACGAUGAGUUUGGUCCCUCUGUGGUGCAUCGUAAGUGCUUCUAA